CGCACACUUUCCACUCUCUCUUAGCGCGCGGCGCUCGUGAACUGCUCCGUGGGUCGCGCGCUCUUGAGGGUCUCGCGCUUCUUCAUUCACGGAGCGGAGGCGGGAGUCGCUCGGUCUGUCUCGGUGAGCAGAAGACAAGAGUUCACCGACGAGCAGAUUAAACUCGCUCUCGUCCACUGUGGAGCAGACUUCGGUACAUUUGAGAGUUUCACUCGAGUUUCAUUCAGCUAUACUGAGAGCUACUAGAGUUUGAGCAGCUGUUCUCCAUCAGUUUACCGCUGGAGAUCCUCCUCUGACAGAAGACGUUUAAAAACUCACUUUGUGAGCCUUUCACUGCGCGUUAUAGUUGCAGACAUGGAUAAAUACGAUGAUCUGGGACUCGAGGCGAGUAAAUUCAUCGAGGACUUGAACAUGUACGAAGCAUCGAAGGACGGCUUAUUUCGCGUGAAGAGAGAUGCGGGAAACAACCCGGAUUUUGAAGAAACCAGGAAAGUUUUUGCCUCGAAAAUGACCAAAAUACACAUGCAGAAGCAGCAAGAGGAGAUGGCAAGAAACAGGAUCAAUGGAAGUCACUCGAAAGUGUCAGAUAACACAUUUUAUACCAAAGACAGACCCAUCAAUAGUUAUAGACAGGGUGGUGAAGCAGCAGCCAAACCACCCAUCAUGUCUGGACCGGUGGCUGGCACUGCAAAUGUGACUCCAUACAUAUCUUAUGAAGGACAAAAGCAUCAUUUUGCCAGCUUACCUGAUGGAUCCAGCAACAGGGUAUAUGACAUUAAGGAGACUGGGAAUGCUGUUAACCCAAUACCAGUGCCAGCCCGAUCGGCACCCUCUACCAGCCCCCCUGGCACAUGGGCAUCAAGAAGUGUUUACCCGUCUCAGACGCCAUCAUCUCCUUUCUCCAACAGUUCCUCCUCUUCCAGCUCACCUGGAGCAGGUCAGAAUUAUUCUCCAGUGUCUCAGGGAUUCCCUCAAACAGGGAAGUCUCCCUCUCAGUCGCCCACAGGAACGUACAUGGAUGCAGAUCACCAGCCGCAACAAGUUAGCCCUGUUCGGCACUGCCAAGGAGACUCUGACCAUUGGUCUGCCAGUGGACCGACGUAUCAAAACGGGGGAGCUCAAAAUAUUGGCACCCCCUCCUCUACCCAGGUGACCCAACCUCCAUUGUCUCAUGGAGGGAAGCAAGGUGAGCCAUCCCAACCCAAGAGCCCUGCACCCGGUAACCUGACAGUGCCUGCUUCUGCCCCAGUUGAGUCGCCCCAUGAUGAGUCUUCCAGCCCUUCUCGGGUGCUCAAGCUGCCAUGCCAGACCCUCCAUGUACAGACGGAUCAGGGGCCAUCUGUGGCUGAAAUUAAAUUAGAAGCUCUUACUGAACGCCUGGAAAAGGAGAUGGACGCCCAGCCAAAGGCUGAGUACUUUGGCAGCUGUGUGAAGUGCAGUAAGGCAGUGUAUGGAUGGAGUCAGGCGUGUCAGGCCAUGGGCAGCCUGUACCACGACAGCUGCUUCACCUGCAGCGCUUGCAGUCGAAAGCUCAGAGGGAAAGCCUUUUACUACGUUUGUGGGAAAGUGUUUUGUGAAGAGGACUUUCUGUACUCUGGGUUCCAGCAGUCUGCCGACAAAUGCAACGUAUGUGGACAUUUAAUCAUGGACAUGAUCCUGCAGGCGUUGGGAAAGUCUUAUCACCCAGGCUGCUUCCGCUGCGCCAUCUGUAACGAGAGUCUGGAUGGAGUGCCUUUCACUGUGGACACGGAGAACAAGAUCUACUGCGUGAAGGACUAUCACAGAGUUCUUGCACCUAAAUGUGCAGCAUGUAAUCAGCCAAUCCUGCCCUCUGAGGGAUCAGAUGAAACCAUUCGAGUGGUUUCCAUGGACAAGGACUACCACGUGGAGUGCUAUCACUGUGAGGACUGUCAUGUGGAGCUGAAUGAUGAGGAGGGUCACCGCUGUUAUCCUCUGGACGGACACCUGCUGUGUCACGCGUGUCACCUCCAACACAUGGACCCUGCUGCUAGCAACUACCACAGCCAGUUUUAAACAUCUGCCACCCCCCAGUGAGUGCUCAGAGACAUCACCGUUCGCCAAAG
This is a messenger RNA of Carassius carassius (crucian carp), 2084 nucleotides long. It is a transcript of the gene limd1a, whose product is annotated as LIM domains containing 1a. The transcript has 9 exons. Gene Ontology annotation, biological process: response to hypoxia; cytoskeleton organization; negative regulation of hippo signaling. Gene Ontology annotation, cellular component: transcription regulator complex; nucleus; adherens junction. The coding region runs from base 355 to 2034 and encodes 559 amino acids. Gene Ontology annotation, molecular function: transcription corepressor activity. NCBI's taxonomy places the organism in Eukaryota, Metazoa, Chordata, Actinopteri, Cypriniformes, Cyprinidae. The record is from RefSeq and is a predicted model, not a curated record.